AUGCGGCUUACACUUGACAUGAUUCGUCGAGCUCCGCAGUUCACCAACACACUGCAGCAGCGCGAGAUUGACCUCCGUGGUCUUGGUUUGACUGUUCUAGACGAACAAACACUUCUACUGCUUAAUGACAGCUUCGAUGUGCUGAAUCUCUCGCAGAAUCCUCUUGUUCGCCUAGAAUACUUCCCUAGUGGUAGCAGUAGUGUUAUAUCAACUGGAGGAAGUGGGACAGUAGAGGCAAUGAAGAAAAUGAUGUUGCGUCUGCAAUCUCUUAUUGUGCACCGAAACCGUUUGUCACAUGUGAGUGAGACAACCUGUGCAGCGGUAUUACCGAAUUUGCGUGCCUUUUUAGCUGACCACAAUGAAUUCCGUGAGCUUCGUGAUCUAUUGUUCCUCUCACACUGGCGUGAGUUGGAGAUUCUUUCAAUUGAGCACAAUCCUGUCACUGUACAAGAAGAUGGGGCACGACUUCGAGCGUUUCUUGUCUAUCUGUGUCCGAAAUUAAAAUUGAUUAACUAUCAGCGUGUGACACAAGUGGAUAGAGGUAAUGUAGAAUCUAUGCGGAGUGAAUUUCGUAAACUUGUGAGGGAAUGGCGUAAUCCUGGACAACAAAGACACUCAGAAACCACGAAUGGCAUUACUCACGGUGCUAAUGGUGCUACCACAGAGAGUGCUGAAAGUGGAUUGGUGGGUGAGAAGAAAAUACGAAAACGUGGACGUGAGGCUCGUAUGGCUGCCGCAUCCAACAACACUAUUAAAGGUGACAGUAGCCAUAUCACUAGUGGUACACAUGAUGCGAUGUCAGCAACCGCAGUCACUGCCGCCUCUUCUCAGAGUGCCACAGUUCACACGACUGCGCAUAGUGAUAGUAUCUGUGAUGAUGUGGAUGCGACCCAAGCGCGGCUGGAGGCGCUGGAGGCGAAAAUGGCCGCCGCCGAGACGGAGGAGGAGUUGUUGGAAGUCCAGCAGGAGAUCGCAGAGCUCGAGGCAGCCACUCGGCGGCAACAGGAGCGAGCCACAAAGUCUAAACGAACCCGCACGGCGUGA
Trypanosoma theileri is the source of this 1044-nucleotide messenger RNA. Its product is annotated as putative U2 small nuclear ribonucleoprotein 40K. The transcript has a single exon. Gene Ontology annotation, molecular function: U2 snRNA binding. Gene Ontology annotation, biological process: mRNA splicing, via spliceosome. Bases 1 to 1044 code for a protein of 347 amino acids. The record is from RefSeq and is a predicted model, not a curated record. Lineage: Eukaryota; Euglenozoa; Kinetoplastea; Trypanosomatida; Trypanosomatidae.